GAGCUAGCUCGGAUGCAGCGAGCCGCAACGCCGCCCGCCCUUGCUUCUUUUCCCUCCAAAUAAGCAAGAGGGAGCAGCAGCACCAUGCCUGGCUCCGCUGCUGCCCUCCGCCACGAGAGGCUGAAGAAGACGAGCGGCAGGCCGGCCCCGCCGGGCUUGUUCACCAUUUCCGAGGAAGAGGAGCUGCAGAGGAACGGGAAUCCCAAAAGGCCGAGGGCCUCUGAAGGGUGUAAAACACAAGACAAGAAAGUCCCGUCAGGACAAAGCACUAACAGCGCUGGAGCGAAACCAGAUCCUCCACCAAUACUAAAGGUUGAUGACAGGCAACGGCUUGCUAGGGAGCGGAGAGAAAAACGGGAAAAACAACUAGCUGCAAGAGAAUCCAUCUGGUUAGAAAGAGAAGAGAGAGCCCGGCAACAUUAUGAAAAGCACUUAGAAGAACGCAGAAAGAAACUCGAAGAGCAGAGACUAAAAGAAGAGAGGAGGCGAGCUGCUGUAGAGGAAAAGAGAAGGCAGAGGUUAGAAGAAGAUAAGGAACGCCAUGAAGCUGUUGUACGUCGCACAAUCGAAAGAAGCCAGAAGCCAAAACAAAAGCAAAGCAGGUGGUCCUGGGGAGGAGCACUACACAGCAGCAUUAAUAACACAGGUUAUUUUUUUGAGUCACCAUUCACCUUUCUCGAUUUAGCAGGCCUGGAGCACCACUUCAGACCUCUGAGUGGUGCUAGAAAACCUGAUCCAGACAGGCGCUCUGUCUCAACAAUGAACCUUUCGAAACAUGUUGAUCCAGUCAUUAACAAGCGGCUCUCCUCCUCAUCUGCAACAUUACUAAAUUCUCCAGACAGAGCUCGCCGGCUGCAGCUCAGCCCCUGGGAGAGCAGCGUCGUCAGCCGCCUCCUGACGCCCACUCACUCCUUCCUGGCCCGCAGCAAGAGCACCGCCGCCUUGUCCGGAGACGCAGUUAUCCCCAUUUGUCCCCGUUCAGCGUCUUGCAGCCCCCUCAGCCCUCUGUCCUACAAGGCCCCGAGCUGCCGGACCGCGGCGGAGCGCGCAAAGCUUUUCGCCUCCACGCCGGACGCCGUGGGACGCAGGAGGACGGCGCAUCCCGCCGGGACUGACAAAAAAGAGAAGGAGAGAGAYCAUUUAUCAUCCAGCUUCUCAGCCACCUUUAAAGGAGGUCAUUUUUCUUCCAACCCCAAAGCCAGAUCACCAGCUCCCUCUCCAGUUUGGCACGCGUCCAAGUCUUUGCCUUUCCUGCCUGGCACACCCAAGCAGGUGACUUCCCCACCGGCUCCCUCCAAAGCUUCCUCGGCCCAGGCGCGUCCUCCCUCUCCUGGCAACAUCCGGCCGGUCAAAAAAGAGGUCAAACCAGAGAGUGCGAAUAAAGGACCAGAGAAGGAGCCUGAAAAGGCCGGUGAGGAGAAGGCAGAAGAGAGCAAAGAAACUUCUGCAGGCGCUGGGGAAUCUGCAAGUCAGGAAGAGCCCGUUGUGCAGGCAGAGCUCCCUCAAGCAGCCACCCCAUCAUCACCUCCUGCUCCAGCAGCCCUUUCUCCACCCGCAGUUCCCACGAAGACCUCUGCAGGUACCACUGAUCCUGAGGAAGCAACAAGGCUGCUCACCGAGAAGAGGCGCCUGGCCAGGGAGCAACGGGAGCGGGAGGAGCAAGAAAGGAGGGAGAGAGAAGAGCUUGAAAGGCUAAAGAAGGAAGAGCUGUCCCAAAGGAUAGCUGAAGAGCGAKCCCGCCGAGAGGAGGAAGAAGCUCGCAGACAGGAGGCAGAAAGAAGGCGAAGGGAGGCAGAGGAGGAGCGGGAAAAGGCCGAGCGGCUGCGCCGGCAGGCCGAGGAGAGAGAGCAGCGGGAGAGAGAGGAGCUGGAGCGCGUGCAGAAACAGAAGGAGGAGGAUGCUCGCCUGCGGGAAGAGGCAGAGCGGAUUCGGUUAGAACGUGAAAAACAUUUUCAGAGGGAAGAGCAAGAGCGCUUAGAAAGGAGAAAGAGGCUUGAGGAGAUCAUGAAGAGAACUAGGCGUGUAGAAGCUGUAGAUAAGAAAUCUAAUGACCAGCAAAAUGGACAUAUAUCAAAGGCAAAUAUUACAGGAGAAACAGUCGUAGCAAGUCCUGCAUCGCCCCUGGAAGCCCCGGGAGGACUUCAGCCUGCAGCGCCGUCUCCGCACAACGGGAAACCCGGGGCCUGCACGCAGGGAAUUGUGUCCCAUCCCAGCCCCGUCAGCAUGGACAGCAACCUCAAUCCAGAGAAAAAUACAAAUGAGAACGGAAUGUCUAUGCAGAAUGACAACUUUGAAGAGAUCAUAAACCUACCAGUUGGAUCUAAACCAUCCCGCCUGGAUGCCAUGAACAAUGAUGGAAGCAAUAGUCCUGAAAUUSCUUUGAAUCCAAUUUUAGCCUUUGAAGAUAAGGGGACUCUGUUGCCUCAGGUAGAUAGUGUUCAAACACAUCAAACAGCAGAAGUGGUCUGAUUGUUUCUUCUGAAGAACCAAAGGUGAUAAGAGCAUCUCUGCAGUCRGUGGAGAUUCUUCCAUGCUAUGAAGGAGUGUUUUAUUUUCGCUCUCCAGUUUUUUAAAGAUUUCUUGGAUAUCUUUUUUGGAAAGGACUUUAGUAAAACCAGCAGAAGAAAUGAUGGGAAUAGACUUGGGUCACCUUUAUAAUAGUUUUCAUCACUAGAAAAAAAAUCAUGCUUCACAUGCAUUACUUAAAAUGGCUUUUUCCAACAAGCUUUUUCUGUUAGUAAAUGGAUAUUUUCUGCAUUCCUUAAGACACAAGACACUGGAAUCUGAAAGCAAUGGUGAUUGGGGUGGUGGGACUGAUUAUUUUUUUUAAAGAGGUGUUGGUUUAAAAGGCAUAAUUGUAAAAUUGGCGAAGAAUCUUUUUCACUUUAUGGCUCUAAUACUUGAAAAAGAAAUACCUCAUUGCUCUACAAGUAGAGUUAAUGGGGUGUUUUAUUUAAACCUGUUGGUUUAAAUAUUAUUGCAGAGAGCUCUAAUUAUGGGGGCGAAAUAUAGGCUUCUGUAUCAGGUUCUGUUAUAAAUGUAAUUCCUACAGGGACAUUCUGUAAAUUGAGACGUCACUAUGAUCUUGCAUUUUCUCUAAAAACACAAAACGAGGCAGGUUUUAAAAUGUGAAAAUUUGAAAGCGUUAUUUUUUCAUGGACAGGAGGAAAACCUAUUGUUCUCCUAGAUGAUGUAUUUAUGAAUUUUGCUCAGUACAAAAAUCAUUUAAUUGAAUAAAUUAGAAAAAUGUGGUAAAAUCAUACUGCAAACUUGAUUUUUUUUGGUUAMGUUGAUGUUCACGAUGCUAUAAAAGACAUGUACACCUGUGCAUCUAUGUGCACGUAGACCCAGGGAAACAUCCUGUUGUUGUGAGUCCUGUAAAUUGCUGCUGUUCCCAAUGAGAGGGGGCUUCUCCUUUGCCUUACCAGACUGUGAAGACCGUGUGAAACCUGAAACAUUUGGUUUUUGGAUGAGAGAGCAGGUUUGUUUGGGAUGUAGGCUGGUUUUGCUCGUUUCAGAGCACGUGGAAAAUGGUGGAUGCUUGUGCUCUCUGUGCAGUGUGUGGUUCCUGUGAUGCAGUGCAGUUUGAGUGCUGAGAGGAGCAAUGCCCCUUGUUUUUUCGUGCAUUUGAAGAUGCUGAUUUCUACUAUCAUUAUUCCAUCCAUGUCACUUUUGUUGCUUUUGAGCCUAACUGUAAAAUCUUGCAUCUUUUUGUGCUUUGAUAAAGAGUGCUGUAACAGGUAGAUCUCACCAGAUAUUUAUUUUUGAAAUAAAACCAACCAGGGCGCGAUGCAUUGCUAGAUCCUCGGUGAGUGGGAACCAGGGCUGACGUGGUUCCUGCCAGCUGAGGAAGCACCCGUUCAAUUCCUGUGCUUUCCUGUGAGCUCGGAGUGAGGCCCGGGACAGAAAGUCCACGUCUGUGAGAGGAGAGGAAUCCUUCAAAGAGCUGAAGAAGAACUGUAGACGAGAUGACU
Molecule: messenger RNA, 3974 nt
Organism: Nothoprocta perdicaria
Lineage: Eukaryota; Metazoa; Chordata; Aves; Tinamiformes; Tinamidae
Gene: MAP7
Product: microtubule associated protein 7
Exons: 19
Coding region: 85-2469 (794 amino acids)
Biological process (GO): microtubule cytoskeleton organization
Cellular component (GO): microtubule cytoskeleton
Source: RefSeq, a predicted model, not a curated record